UUUCAAAAUUUACUAAUAUAUGAAUGUUUUAAAUAGUAGCCUACAUAGUUUAUACAGAGCAAAUAGUAAUCAAAAUUGUGAUACUACUCCAGCUUCAACAACACACAAAUCAAAAAAUAAAUUUAAAGGCAAAAAUAAUUUAUCCUUUCAAUUAAAAGAUUCUCCUAAACUUGAUGAUUUCAAAAAUCAGGAUCAAUCUAAUAAAUCAAUAAAUGAAAAUGCUCAAGAUUUCCUACUAUAUAAUUGGUAUGUCCCAAAAUUAAAAUUUGAUGAUUUUAUUGGUUAUGAUAACUUACUUGUUGAAGUAUGCCAGAGCAUAAUUCAUCUAACUCACUCGAAAAUUUAUAAAGAUUUAGAAAUUUUACCUCCAAUUGGUUUAUUAAUACAUGGUCCUCCUGGUACAGGCAAGUCAAUGUUGGCUGAGGCAAUAGCAGGGGAGUUUAGUUGGCCUUUUUUAAAAAUUGCAGGACCAGAAAUUAUAUCUAGCAUAAGUGGUGUUGCUGAAAAAAAAAUACGUAAGGUAUUUGGUGAUGCUUUAACUUUAUCAUCUUUGAUAAAUAAUGAAAAAAAUGAUGAUGAGCCAAAAAAAUGUGUCAUUUUAUUUAUAGAUGAACUUGAUGUUAUUACUCCUAAAAGAGAAUCAACAACUAAAGAUAUGGAGCGAAGAAUUAUAUCCCAAAUUUUGUGCUCUAUUGAUGAUCUCACUCAUAACUCUGAUAGCCAUGUUUUGUUAAUUGCCGCAACCAAUUUUGUUGACUCCAUAGACCCAGGUAUAAGAAGAGCAGGACGUUUUGAUCGUGAAAUUGUAUUAGGAAUGCCAAAUGAGAAUAGUCGAUAUAAACUUUUACAACAUUUCUGCUCAAAACUCAACAUCUCGAGCAAUAUUGAUUUUAGAAAAAUUGUCCGGAAUACGCCUGGUUUUGUUGCCGCUGAUUUAAAAACCUUGAUUCGAGAGGCUACCAUCUCCGCCAUUUCUAGAUCCUUAUUUCAAGAUAACAACUUAAACAAUAACAAUUUAUCCAACACCCUUAUCUCGCAAGAUGACGAUUUAGAUAAACGGAAUUUGAAAACGUAUUUGAACUUUCUCAAGUCGCCUAUCAUGCCUAAAAUUGUCAAUUUAAGUUCGCCUGAUUGCAAGGCUUCACCAUUUUUGAUAACCCUAACAGAUUUUGAAACUGCUCUAAAAAAUGUGAUUCCCUCUUGCAAACGUGAAGGAUUUUAUACCUCAUCUAUAUCUACUAAAGAUAGUAUUCCAGAUUAUAUUUCUGACCAAAAGUGCUUGCCCACAGCCGUCAAUGAAUCAGAUGGUGGCGAGAAGCCAAAUAACAUCGAUACUUCAAUCUCUCGUGACCUACCAAAUUACGAAAAAUGGGACUCGGACGUCGGCGCUUUAUUCAAACUCAAACGGGAACUAACAUUAUGCUUGAGGGGAGCCGUAAAAUAUCCCGAGGUUUAUUCCCUGUUCGGAUUGGCUAACACGAGUUCCGGAGUUCUGCUCGUAGGUCCGCCAGGUUGCGGUAAGACCUUGCUAGCUAAAGCUGUUGCUAGGGAAUCGGCCCUUAAUUUUAUCGCCGUUAAAGGCCCCGAGCUGUUAGACAUGUACGUCGGUGAAACCGAGCGGGCAGUGAGAAAAUGUUUUUCUAGGGCCCGAGAUUCUGCUCCUUGUUUAGUCUUUUUUGACGAAAUCGAUUCUCUUUGCCCCAAAAGAGGAGGUGGUAGCCACGAUGAAAGUGGCGGAAAGGGGGGAGGCAAUAGCGGUACCGGUUACGAGAGUUCCGCUUCAAGAAUAGUCAACCAACUUUUAACAGAAAUGGACGGAAUCGAUUCUAGGAAAAGAGUGUUUGUAAUGGGAGCUACUAACAGAUUAGAUGUGAUUGAUAAAGCUAUUUUAAGGCCCGGUCGUUUUGACAAGAUAUUUUACGUCGAUUUACCCAAUUCCGAGGACCGACUUGAUAUUCUCAAAGUUAUAACCGAUUCUUGCGCCACCAUCUCACGCUCGGCAAAAACAAACUUUUUAAAAAAUCAUCAUUAUGUAGAAUGUCAUUCUGAUUAUGGCUAUGGUCAAAAUUUAUAUUCGCCAUGUGUCGAUUUACAAAAUAUAGCUUAUGAUGAGAGAUGCUGGGGAUUUAGUGGUGCAGAUUUGUCUGCCCUAGUCAAGGAAGCUUCGAGACAAGCUCUUAAAGAUAUUAUAGAAUACAAUGAAAACUUGGAAGAUAGCCUGGAAGCUACCAAUUUUGCAACUAAAAAGCUUAAAUUAGAAAAUAUUUCUAACAGCCAAAAUCAGGAUAAAGUUCAUGAAAAUAAACGUCUCGUUGAAAAUAUGAUGAGAAAUCCAACGGUGAAGAUGGAACAUUUUAUGACCGCUCUAGAUAUAAUCAAACCUUCGGUUACUUUACAGCAAAGAAAAAAUUAUGAAAAGAUGUCACAACAUGAAAAUUGAUUUCACUGUAUAAUACAUUUAUUAUGAUGGGCAGAUCAUUUAACAGAACAAAUUAUAAAUAAAUAUAUAUACCAUCAUAAUAUAAUAAAUAUUAACUAUGUCAUUUGAAUUUUGUAAUCAAUUUUAAAAUGUAUAUAAUUUAUUGGUAAAUGU
Messenger RNA from Gordionus sp. m RMFG-2023, 2593 nucleotides. RefSeq lists its product as uncharacterized. The record is from RefSeq and is a predicted model, not a curated record. NCBI's taxonomy places the organism in Eukaryota, Metazoa, Nematomorpha, Gordioida, Chordodea, Parachordodidae. Gene Ontology annotation, molecular function: ATP hydrolysis activity; ATP binding; preribosome binding. Gene Ontology annotation, cellular component: nucleus. Bases 20 to 2440 code for a protein of 806 amino acids. The transcript is spliced from 13 exons. Gene Ontology annotation, biological process: ribosome biogenesis.